AUGAAGUUUAGCUGCUUGAUCGUUGCCGCUGCGGCAGUUUCUGCGAUUAUUGCUCCCCUGGACAAGAAGCAAAAGAGCGAUUCAGCUUUGGAGUGGGUUGGCACAAAUGAAUCUGGAGGUGAAUUUGGUCAAAACAGCAUCCCAGGAAAAUAUGGAACCGAGUUCAUCUUCCCAGAUCACUCAACCAUCUCAGCCCUGAUUGACAAGGGGAUGAACAUCUUCCGGAUCCAGUUCUUGAUGGAACGAUUGACCCCGGAUGACAUGACCAGAUCCUAUAAUGAUGCCUAUCUGAAGAACCUGACCUCGGUUGUGAAAGCCGUCACAGACGCAGGCGCCCAUGCAGUUUUGGAUCCUCAUAACUAUGGUCGAUUCAAUGGAAAAAUCAUCACAGCGACCUCGGACUUUCAGACCUUCUGGAAAAACUUAGCUGGAAAGUUUAAAGACGAUGAGCUGGUGAUCUUCGAUACCAAUAACGAAUACCACGAUAUGGACUCAGAACUCGUACUGAAUCUCAACCAAGCUGCCAUCGACGGCAUCCGCGCCGCGGGGGCCACGACACAGUUCAUCUUCGUAGAGGGCAACUCAUGGACCGGCGCGUGGACAUGGGUCGAUCAGAACGACAACCUGAAGAGCUUGACGGACCCACAGGACAAGAUCGUCUACGAGAUGCACCAGUACCUGGACUCAGACGGGUCUGGCACCUCGCCGUCUUGCGUCUCAGCCACCAUCGGCCUGGAACGAGUCACUAGUGCGACGCAGUGGCUGAAGGAGAACAACAAGGUGGGCAUCCUGGGCGAGUUCGCCGGCGGAGUCAACGACCAAUGUCGAAUGGCACUGAAGGGGAUGCUGGAAUAUUUGGCCGACAAUGCGGACGUGUGGAAGGGAGCCAUGUGGUGGGCGGCGGGACCUUGGUGGGGAGACUACAUCUUCAACAUGGAGCCUCCAAAUGGGGUGGCUUAUACGGGAAUGAUGGAUAUCCUGCAGCCUUAUUUGUGA
This is a messenger RNA of Aspergillus tanneri, 996 nucleotides long. RefSeq names its product glycoside hydrolase family 5 protein. The record is from RefSeq and is a predicted model, not a curated record. Gene Ontology annotation, molecular function: hydrolase activity, hydrolyzing O-glycosyl compounds. Lineage: Eukaryota; Fungi; Ascomycota; Eurotiomycetes; Eurotiales; Aspergillaceae. The transcript has 6 exons. Bases 1 to 996 code for a protein of 331 amino acids. Gene Ontology annotation, biological process: glucan catabolic process.